GAAUUGUGCAGCUUGUGCUUUUGACAGAAUGAGGGAGUGGAGGGUGAUUUGGGGAGUGAGAAAGGAAAAAAAAACAGAGGGAGUGCAUGACAUUCUUAGUGCAUCUGGGCAAAAUAAGCAGUCAGUGAGGGAGCAUGUAGAACAGAAAGUGGAAGGAGAUCAGUGAAAGAGAGCACAGGAAAGAAUGACAGAAUUUAUUAUUGGAGUAAAAAAUAUGGGAAGGAACGAAAAGUAAGUAAGAGACAGGGGAAAAUUAAGAGAUAGCAUCCAACCAGGAACGUAAUCUUGGCUUGCUGUGAAGUGUCGGGAAGGAUGGAGGGAAGAAUGGAAGGAAGGUGGAUGAGAUUAAGCAACGGAGAACAAGAAACCAAACCAUAACGGCAAGAGUGAUGACCGAAUGUGGAAAAGAAGCAGCAAAACUAGGAAGAGAGACAACAACUAAUCAUAUCUUGGACCUGCAAACACAAGAAUCGCUCGCUGGCGUCCCCAGAAGGGGGCACAGAAGCGUGUGAAUGUGGGAGAAUCAGGUGGUGAGGUGGGACAGCUAGGAUCCCUUCUGGAUGAGUGACACUCUCACACACACCCUCCCAGACACAAACACGAGCUCCCUCAAAGAGGAUCCAAUGCAGCUGCCAGAUCCAAGCGCUUCUGAGGAUAAGAAGAUGGAUCCUGUUCAGAAGGCAGUGAUCAACCACACCUUUGGAGUCCCACUGGUGAAGACCAAACGGCCAAUCAUUUCCUGUAAUGUCUGCCAGAUCCGUUUCAACUCGGAGAGUCAGGCCGAAGCCCACUACAAGGGGAACCGUCAUGCUAGGAGAGUCAAAGGCAUUGAGACCUCCAAGAGCCGCCCACAAGAGAGUGACAAACCUCCACCCGGGCCCAUCUCAUCCCCCUCACCGACGGGACCCUUACUGGCCAUCUCAGAUACUGACCCCAGCAAAACUGAUGAGAUGCGGCCAGCGCCACAGUUAAAUGGACCCACGGUCGCCCCAGGGUCCACGGCUAUUUCUGCUCCCCCUACUCCAGAAUCCCCCAGUCCUUCUGCCUGUCCUCUUCUGCCCACUCCCACUACCCCUCAACCACCUCCAGCCAGCUCCUCAUCUCCCGGCUGCGGCUCUUCUAACCCAGAGCAGGCUGGCACCGGGGCCCCUGGGGCACCAUCAGUCACUCCCAGCAACCCUGAGACUGAAGAGGACAAAGCCAAGAAGCUGCUUUACUGCUCACUGUGCAAAGUGGCCGUCAAUUCGCUCUCCCAGUUGGAGGCCCACAAUAAAGGCACUAAACACAAAACCAUUCUGGAAGCCCGCAGCGGACUGGGCCCCAUAAAGGCAUACCCUCGUUUGGGACCGAAGCCCAGCGGUGAGCAGGGAGGGGGGGCCACGGACCCCAAUACUCAGGAACGCACCUUCCACUGUGAGAUCUGCAACGUGCGGGUCAACUCAGAACUGCAGCUCAAACAGCACAUAUCAAGUCGAAGGCACCGGGACGGAGUGGCAGGAAAGCCAAACCCCCUCCUGAGCCGACACAAGAAGCACAGGGGAGCUGACCUUGCGGAUCUCACCAAAGCAUUAGGCGCCGGCCUCCUGCCGAGUCCUUUGGCCGUUGCUGCGGCAAUGGCAGCAGCGGCCUCCUCCAAUCCGCUCGCUCUCCGCGCAGCAGCCCCCGGCCACCAUCCGCAUCAUCACCUCCUGCAGGGUCCACCCCUCAGCCACGCCAUCUUGAGACCAGCUCCGGGGCCCAUACGCACCUCACACGGGCCGAUCCUGUUCUCGCCGUACUGACUCCUCCCUCACCCCCCCUUAGCCAAUCACAGCCAGUCCGGAGCCUCACCUCCAAAAGCACACUGUGAAGACGAAAAAAUUGUGAAACACCACAGCAAUGACAAGAAUCGGCCCAUCAACAAUAACGUCAAUCAUCAAACCAAGCAGAAGGGGGCGCAGCCACAAAGGAGGGGGCGACUGGCGUUCCAACCCUCUUUCCAUCACCCACAACCGCCUCCUUCUUCUCCGUUUGUUCGGAUCGAGUGAUUUAUUCGUUGGUGGGUGAAUAAACGAAUGCAGGGAUUGUUGGAAUAGAGCAAUAUCGUAUGCAGAGUGCAUCUGACGUCCUUGUACCUUCCCUCUAUUUAUACACAUACUGUGAGGUAGCAGCAGUCACAUGGUAGCCAUACUUGCUGGAAUCAGUUUCUAGACAUCCCAAAACACACAAAGACUACAGUUAAAUGUUGCUCUGAAUAAAUGCACCCUCAACCCUAUGCACCUUGAGAAACCUACAGAAACCAUCAGUAUGCUUCUCGUAGUAUUCGCUGUAUUCAAUUUGUCCUUUCUGGCUUCGGCAUCUUUGCAAGAGGAAAUCACCCCAAUCUCCGUCGCAGUUCCACCACGUCAAGACUCCGAGCAGGGGAUUGUGGGAAAGGUCUAAGGAAGCUGAAACUUUCCCAAUUCUGGCUUAAAUUGAAAAGCUUAGAUGGUGCCCGACUUCCUACAGUCGCAUCUCCUUAGGGAAACAGAGGGAUUCAGAAGAGACACUCAAGAUUUCUUUUGUGUCGCUUUUACAUCCAUUUGCGCUAGGAGCGGUUGACUUAAAAACCCCAGACCCCUUUCUUAGAUCUUAGAAAAUCAGUAGACGUCUAUUUAUUCUAUUGUGUAGCGUAGUUUAGUUCCGAACAUAUUCCGAAGUGAAAUAUGUACGUAGAUGAUGAUGAUGCAACUGCUGAAAUAAGAUGGACGGGUAUUUUGAUUCUCAGAGAAAGGCAACAAACCUAAGCACACACUUGGACUUACAGUACAUACAGGCUUCUCUGUUCAUUCUGUCUCUGUAUGUUCAGUGGACAUUAUGCAACCCCAAGCAAUACGGCCCCACUUCUGUCCGACUUCCACAUUCAGUCUCACGAGACGGCCUCCAUCCCGCAAGGACUGACAUAACAGGUCAGCCCAUGAGAGUCUAGAAAAAUGAACAGAGAGAAGACGGAGAGGAGGUCACGGAGGACCCGACUGUGCAAUCUCCCCUUUUUUUGGUAUGAACUUCCUGUCUUGAAUCUAAAGCCAUGCAAUGCAUAUUAUUUUUGUUCUUUUAUUAUGAUAAAUUCAUUGUUUUGAUGUUGGUUUUUUGGUUCGUUUUCAUAGCACACUGUUUCGUUAGACAAAUAUUGUUGUGAAAAACAAAACAUUAAUUGAGCAAAAGAAAAAAACGAAUAUUUUUCUAAGGAAGAAUGAAAACCUGCACUCGGGUGGGAAAUCGUGUUUGGAGGAAGUAAAGUAAAAUAAGCAUAAACAUCAAACUAGGGCCUGUCGUAUUGGUGGAGAUAUGCGACAGUUCACUGAUAAGCAAAGAGCGACAAUGUCUUACUGUUGUUUAGAUAUUGCAAUGCAAUAAGCAAUUGUCAUUUGUUGUAAAAAAAGAACUGCUGCUAAAAGGCCUCCACAUUCUUCCACAGAGAUAAACUAGCCUUUUUAGUACAAAAGCUGGCCGUUUAAAGCAAGAAAGGGCCACCCACAGGGACGGGCCCUUCAUAUUAAAGGGUUUCUUCUCAUCUCUGAGUGGGGGACAGGGUAUACAGUAUCUGAACGCAAACAAUGUGUAGUCAGCCAUAGCCUAUGCGUACAGUAUGUAGCUUAGUUCACUUUUUUGUUUGUAUUGUGUGGGAAACGUCAUGAUAAUGCCAUUACUUCAUGCUAACUGCAGUUAGCAUCCACCAUCGUGCUUUGAUGGAACGUUACCUCCGUUUUUCAUUAGUUACCGAGGCACUAUUAUGGGUGCUUUAGUUUCAGCGUCAGUGUGAAUCGUAUAGUGUUGUGUGUGUACGGAUAGAAUCCAGUUCUGGGAAACCUGACAGAAUAUGGCUUAAGGGAUAUUUCACCAAAAAAUUUUACUUUUGUUAUUAUUUACUCAACCUCAAGUCGUUUCAGACCUUUUUCAACAGGAGGAGAUAUUUAUGUCAAGUGAUCUUUCACUCUUGUGUGAAUUAUUUUGAAGAAAUAAUGAUUUAAUUCAUACUCGCAAACUUCACACCAUCAGCGCAAAUUAUUUUUGGUGAGAAGCGCCACCUAGUGUCAGAGAGUGCAUUUGCAUUUUUUUCAUCUUUUGUUAAAACUUGCAUAAUUUAAUAUAUAUUAUAUAUAUUAUAUAGUUUUCAUACAGUUACUUUACAGGAUGAUUAGGAUGUUACCAAAGCAAUAUUGCUACCUAAACAAAAUGUAGUUUUACUCUAAUUUCAGAAUAAUUUUCUGAAUAAUUUUUAGAUUUAAAAAAAUACAUUCCCAGACCAAGCAUAUAUUGAUUCUUUGAAAAACAUAUAUUUUUGUGUUCUGUGGAGAGAAAAAAAAAAACAGUACAUGGGUUUGUAACUACACAAGGUUGAGUAUAAAAUGAGCAAUUGUUUUGUGGUGACCCAUUCCUUUGAAUUGCACAUUUGCAAUCAGCUGUUUCUAUCCCAAACUAAACCAUUAAAACAAUCAGUGGAAAGUGUUUUCCGCUGAUUUCAGAUAAGCAUUUUGGCGUAACACUAUGCGCCCUGACACAUGCUGUAGUUUGAAACCAGGUGUCCAGUGCCCCAUUAAAACCAUAUGAGGUGAUAAAGCCAUCACAACUAAUACACUCCACAGGCUCCAGACACACUCAUUAGUCCCAUCCGUCUGUAAAGAUCACAUUCAUCCUGUAAUCAGAAUAUUGUCAUCACUGUACAGAAUUGUCUUUGGUAGAUUUAUUCAACUUUUCAGGGCAGGUGUAAUGUUAGUUGGUGAAGUCUAUUUUAGCCUAAGCCUUAUUCCACCCCAGGCCUCUCCAGGAGUGGACGCGGAUGGAGAAGCUUCGGUCAAACCUCAUCUUGCCAAUAAAUUUAUUUUUGAAUUGAGCUGUCAAAUGGGAUAACAGUAUGUGUGAUGGAACGUAGCAAUAUUCAACCCAUACUGGCUACUCUUGUUUAUUUGCAAUAAGGAAAUAAACCAAUAGAUGCAUAUGUGAGUAAAAUAUUAUAGAUGUAAUUUAAAUCAAAAACAGAAAAUUAUGGAAAUACUUGGUCUCAGAGCUCUUGAAGUUACCACUGGGAAAAAAGAAGAAAAGAAAAAAUCAAUGUCAAUAAAUCAAUAAAGAAUAUUAAAACUCA
Carassius gibelio (silver crucian carp) is the source of this 5104-nucleotide messenger RNA. It is a transcript of the gene znf385a, whose product is annotated as zinc finger protein 385A. Bases 561 to 1781 code for a protein of 406 amino acids. The transcript is spliced from 7 exons. Gene Ontology annotation, cellular component: nucleus. Lineage: Eukaryota; Metazoa; Chordata; Actinopteri; Cypriniformes; Cyprinidae. The record is from RefSeq and is a predicted model, not a curated record. Gene Ontology annotation, molecular function: zinc ion binding; nucleic acid binding.